AUGUGUCGCCUGUCGAUGACCUCGCUGUUCGUCUACUUCUGGUUGGUGGAGAGGGGUCAGUGUGACGCCUUCAGCCUUCAAGACACCAUGGGAGAGCUGCACACAGAGUUCGCCGUCAACCUUUACCAAACGCUCACCGAGACAGAGAACAACUCCAACUUGAUAGUGUCGCCGGCGAGCGUCUCGCUGUCCUUGGGUCUUCUGCAGCUGGGCGCCCGCGGCAACACGCUGGCGCAACUGGUGGCCGCACUGGGAUAUGACAUCAACGAUAUGCAGGUGCAGGACUUCCUGUUGCGGUCGCAGGGGGAUGUGGGUAACUCCAGUCACGGGGUGCGGCUCCGGCAGGCCUGCGUCCUAUUCAUCCAGAGCGGCGUCCAGCUACUUCCUGUUUUUACCCAGCAUGCAGCAGCCUUGGGCAACAGCAGUCUGGUGCGAGCCAACUUCAGCCAGCCCAACCACAGCCGAAGCCAGCUGCAACAGUGGGGACGUAACCACGGCACCGGUGAGCCGCUCCAGUCCGGUGGCAGCGGGGAGCUGUUUGGGUCUGGCGAGGCCCAGGAAGAAGCCUUGUGGUGGGGCCAGCGGCUGCAGAUGGCCCUGGUCAACACUGUAAACUUCCGGGGCGUGUGGCAGAAACAGUUCCUCUUCACAGACACCCAGAACCUUCCCUUCACCCUGUUGGACGGCAGCACCAUCAAGGUGACCAUGAUGCACCAGGCCACAGAGGUCAACUUUGGUCAGUUCCGCACCUUGUCAGACCAGCGUUACACAGUCCUGGAGCUGCCGUACCUGGGCCGCUCCCUCAGUCUGCUGGUAGCUCUGCCCAGCGACAGGAAGAUGCCACUGUCCUCUCUGGAAUCCCAGCUAACUCCCAGCGCUGUGGCCACCUGGAACACUGGCCUCCGUAGAACCAAGAUGGAUGUCUUUCUCCCCAGGUUUAAAAUGCAGAACAGGUUCAACCUGAGGUUGAUUCUGCCGUCAAUGGGGGUCAGUGACGCCUUCGACCCAAUGGCAGCAGACUUCACCGGACUCUCAGCAGAGGAAGGCCUGUAUGUGUCAGAUGCCUUUCAUGAGGCCAGGAUAGAGGUAACAGAGGACGGGACCAAGGCAGUGGCAGUAACCGCUAUGGUGCUACUCAAACGAUCCCGAGCUCCCGUCUUCAAAGCAGACAGACCUUUCUUCUUCCUCCUGCGACAAGUCAGCACAGGAUCUGUUCUAUUUAUGGGGCGUGUGAUGAAUCCAGCUGAUCAGGCACUCUAGGACCCCCUUACCUCCACUCUAGAACCCCCUCACCUCCACUCUAGGACCCCUCACCUCUACCCAAGGACCCCCUCACCUCUACCCAAGGACCCCUCACCUCCACUCUAGAACCCCUCACCUCCACUCUAGAAACCCCUCACCUCUACCCAAGGACCCCCUCACCUCUACCCAAGGACCCCCUCAUCUCUACCCAAGGACCCCCUCACCUCUACCCAAGGACCCCCUCACCUCUACCCAAGGACCCCUCACCUCUACCCAAGGACCCCCUCACCUCUACCCAAGGACCCCCUCACUUCUACCCAAGGACCCCUCACCUCUACCCAAGGACCCCCUCACCUCUACCCAAGGACCCCCUUACCUCUACCCAAGGACCCCCUUACCUCCACCCAAGGACCCCCUUACUUCCACCCUAGGACCCCCUUACCUCCACCAUAGGACCCCCUUACCUCCACCCUAGGACCCCUUACCUCCACCCUAGGACCCUCUUACCUCCACCCUAGGACCCUCUUACCUCCACCCUAGGACCCUCUUACCUCCACCCUAGGACCCCCUUAUCUCCACCCUAGGACCCUCUUACCUCCAACCUAGGACCUCCACCCUAGGACCCCCACCAACAUACCCUACCCCCACUCAUAUUCAACCCCAACACACUGCCCAUAUUUAUUGGGGACCAGAGGUUUCCAGACAUCCGGAAGAGGGACAAUAUUUUUUGUACAUAU
Molecule: messenger RNA, 1979 nt
Organism: Oncorhynchus nerka (sockeye salmon)
Lineage: Eukaryota; Metazoa; Chordata; Actinopteri; Salmoniformes; Salmonidae
Product: probable serpin E3
Exons: 6
Coding region: 1-1260 (419 amino acids)
Molecular function (GO): serine-type endopeptidase inhibitor activity
Source: RefSeq, a predicted model, not a curated record